GUCCUCACCAGUCCGACGAGGCACCUUCACACAUGUAUCCACCUCACCCCAGCGAGCCAGCUGAACUUCGUCUGUAUCCCAGCACCGAUGAAUCAGCUUUGCCUGUUUCCCCUCCACUCGCCACAGACGCACAAGUCACUUUGAUGGUAGGCGGACGCAAGUUCGUCACCGCCCGCACGACCUUAACUGCCGAAAGCGAUUACUUCCGAAGGCUUCUAUCUGGGCGCUGGGAAAACGAGCAACCGGAUGGUUCAUGGUUUAUCGACGCGGAUCCAGACCUCUUUGAACACAUUCUGCACUACUUGCGCUACCACAUUGCUCCGGUGUUCUACGACAACGAAAAAGGACACGACCUUGGCCGUUAUAUGGCUCUUCUUGUUCAAACAAACUACUUCCAAAUCGACGCGCUGGAGAUUUGGUUGAAGAGCAAGCAAUACUUCAACGCGGUCAAAAUCCGCUGUACAGUCGAGGAGCGGGAGGGAGAGUUCGACACUACAGUCAUCACAGAUGCCGACGUCAAAUUUGUCGGACCGGUGUGGGAAACUAAGCACGUCUAUGUUUGUCCGCGAGGCAUUCCCGUGCACACGAACUACGGUCUUUGUGGGAAGGAUUGCAAGAAGCACCGCCCUGUCACUAUCAGAUACGAUGCGGGGAAUACGUUAAGGACGGCGGUUAUCAAAAAGACGGUAAUUAUUGACGAGGAGGCUUGUCGUCCGUAGGAUAGCUUGGUAGAAGAGUCAGUGCUGAAUGUGUUUUUGGGAGGAUUUUCUACAACGGGAAUUACUAUGAAGAUGGCUUAGAAGUGUGAAUAGCAAAAGCAGAGCCUGUUUUGAUGCCUAGUCACAGAACUCUUCUCAAUAACAAAGACACACACCCCAAA
This is a messenger RNA of Aplosporella prunicola CBS 121167, 880 nucleotides long. RefSeq lists its product as uncharacterized. The transcript has a single exon. NCBI's taxonomy places the organism in Eukaryota, Fungi, Ascomycota, Dothideomycetes, Botryosphaeriales, Aplosporellaceae. Bases 33 to 719 code for a protein of 228 amino acids. The record is from RefSeq and is a predicted model, not a curated record. Gene Ontology annotation, biological process: protein homooligomerization. Gene Ontology annotation, molecular function: protein binding.